CGGGGCGGAGGCCGGAAGGGCGGGGCGACCGCAGCCACUUCCGCUUCCGCCCAGGAGAGCCCGGCGCCGCAGCCAUGAGUCGCUACAAGUUCGUGGAUAUUGGUAUCAACUUGACAGAUCCUGUAUUCAGAGGAAUUUAUAGGGGGAUUCAAAAGCAUCAAGAUGACUUACAGGAUGUAAUAAAGAGAGCUGUCCAAAUUGGUGUUAAAAAGUUUAUGAUUACAGGUGGAAAUCUACAAGACAGUAAAGAUGCACUCCAUUUGGCACAAACAAAUGAUAUGUUUUUCAGUACAGUUGGAUGUCAUCCCACAAGAUGUGAUGAAUUUGAAAAAAAUAACCCCGAUAUUUACUUAAUGGAGUUGCUAAAUCUUGCUGAAAACAACAAGGGAAAAGUUGUAGCAAUAGGGGAAUGUGGACUUGAUUUUGACCGACUACAGUUUUGUCCCAAAGAUACUCAGCUCAAAUAUUUUGAAAAACAGUUUGAACUUUCAGAUCAGACAAAACUACCCAUGUUUCUUCAUUGCCGAAACUCACAUGCUGAAUUUUUGGACAUAAUGAAAAGAAAUAGAGAUCGGUGUGUAGGGGGAGUAGUGCAUUCAUUUGAUGGUACCAAGGAAACAGCAGCUGCUUUGGUUGACCUGGAUCUCUACAUAGGAUUUAAUGGUUGCUCACUGAAAACUGAGGCUAAUUUGGAAGUUUUGAAGUCAAUACCUAGUGAAAAAUUAAUGAUUGAGACUGAUGCACCUUGGUGUGGAGUCAAAAGUACACAUGCUGGUUCAAAAUAUGUAAAAACGUCAUUUCCUACCAAAAAGAAAUGGGAAAAUGGGCACUGUUUGAAAGACAGAAAUGAACCUUGCCAUAUAAUUCAAAUACUGGAGAUAAUGGCAGCAGUAAGAGAUGAGGAUCCACUGGAAUUAGCCAAUGAGCUAUAUAACAAUACCAUUAAAGUAUUUUUUCCUGAUAUGUAAUUGCUAUGUGUUUUCCAUCAUGUAUGAAAUUUCAUGGUAAAACUUAGUUUCAAUAAAGGAAUUCUCUGGAA
This is a messenger RNA of Pipistrellus kuhlii (Kuhl's pipistrelle), 1039 nucleotides long. RefSeq names its product TatD DNase domain containing 1 (gene TATDN1). Gene Ontology annotation, cellular component: cytosol. The coding region runs from base 75 to 968 and encodes 297 amino acids. Gene Ontology annotation, molecular function: 3'-5'-DNA exonuclease activity. The record is from RefSeq and is a predicted model, not a curated record. Lineage: Eukaryota; Metazoa; Chordata; Mammalia; Chiroptera; Vespertilionidae. The transcript is spliced from 12 exons.